Pseudoliparis swirei is the source of this 3640-nucleotide messenger RNA. It is a transcript of the gene mep1a.1, whose product is annotated as meprin A, alpha (PABA peptide hydrolase), tandem duplicate 1. Bases 1618 to 3426 code for a protein of 602 amino acids. The transcript is spliced from 14 exons. Gene Ontology annotation, molecular function: protein binding; zinc ion binding; metalloendopeptidase activity. Gene Ontology annotation, biological process: proteolysis. Gene Ontology annotation, cellular component: membrane. The record is from RefSeq and is a predicted model, not a curated record. Lineage: Eukaryota; Metazoa; Chordata; Actinopteri; Perciformes; Liparidae.
GUAACGGAGGUCAGUGGGUGUAGCCGUGCAGAUGUCGCUCAGACUCACCUCGGGGGAGGCGGGGGUCCGCUCUCGGGUCUCCGCCUUUGGUCUCCUCGGGUGGGUGGACAGGUGAAGAAAUAGGUCUCACAAAAAAGUAGGUCCACAAACCGAAUGUAAAGUUUAAGACUGCAAGGCAGCCAAGUAUUUUAUUCAAAAAAAGAAGAAAGAAAUAAACAAAGUACAACUACAAGUGAGUUCCCGCACGGGAGCCUGACGCAAAAGUCACAAAAACUCAAAAACUCUCUUUUUCUCUCGACCCUCUGUUUCCUCUGUUCGUCACCUUUAUACCCUCGGCUCCUCCCACUUUGACCGGAUAUCCGUCCCUCUUUGGGGUGCUGAUGGGGGGUUCAUCCCCCCCCCCCCUCUCUUCCUGAGAGGUUCUGGAGAGACUCUCUGUCCCACAUCAAAGAGGGGGACUGUUGUCUCCGCUGGUUUAGAUGAGCUCGGUCACCUCGGUGACCUGUCUCCGGGUGUCUCCUCUUAUCUCUCAGGCACUUUGGGUACCCUCUUUAUGAUGCUUUCAGACCUGGUGAGACUUCCCGUGGGCAGUGACACAGAACACACUCUCACCGGGUGUCAGUAUACAGAACAGAUGGGAGACAUAGGUUACAUUAUCAUAUCAAAGACCAUUGAUCUACAGGCAGGUUAACACACAUGAAUUCAGGUUUGUGUUUAUUCACUCCGCAAUACAUCCUCCUGGGCCCAUAUGGUGCGGAUAUGGGCUCCGAACACACAAUCAACCAGGUCUUCAUUUGAAUAUCACCAGAGGUGCAAUGUUUACAUCUGGUGUCGGCGUGGGGCCCCUGAGUGAGUUCAGACAGAGGGUCACCGGUUGUAAACGCCAAAGAUGACCACUCAGGACCCGUGUUCUGUCACACCUGGCCCUCUGCUUAUCGUCCCAGCGAUGGCCUCGACGCUUUCAUUUGAUCUUACAGCCACUCUCCCUGUCGGCCGGCCUGAUGGAUGCCUUGUUGCUUUCCUGUUGUUGUAGUCUAAUGGAACUGGGGUCCCCUUUGAUCUGUUUUAUUACUCACAUUCCGCAUUCGCUUUUCCCCGGCCUGGUCUACGGCUCCUCUUGCUAAUCCCAGAAAAAUUCGCAUUUAUUUGUCCCACUUCUAACAAGACACUUUACAUCACGUAAUUAAAACAUCCUCAAAUCUAUACCAUGCACACAACGAGAAUUUCUAGAACGUAGAGCUCACAAUCACACAUUGAAAAGCAGGUGGGUUCAAACUCAUCAGCAUCUCAAGGAGAUGGUAUUAUGUCACAUAUGAUACAUUUCUAAAUGUAGGGUUGUUAUGAGAUGUUUUAACAACAUCUGAUAAUGAUGAUUAGUCAGAUAACAGACAAGUGGUAUAACCCCCCCUCCCCCCAAUAAUAAAAAAUAUUCCACUGCACAUUUUUUUCUCCAUAAAAAACACUUCAUAAAUCAUUUCGGCAAUCAGUAACACCGGAGAGCCAAAGUCUCUCAGUUGCUCUUUGUAGCCGUCGUAAACUUCAUUCGGGGCUGAAGGUCAUCUUGUUAACGUGCACAUUUAAAGCAAAGCGGCGCCGUUUCCUUGACACUGUGCGACGAUGGAGCGAGCCCUGCUGUGGUUCGGCGCCGUGGCCCUUGCCGCUUCAUACACUCUACCUGCUUCCCCUUGGGUACACGAGGUUUACGAGAACGGCGAGGACGAGAACCCCACCCUGAACCUGGGAUCAGACGAGAAUCUUCUUGAAGGGGACAUUCUAAAUCCAAAAGGAAAGAAUGCAAUCAUUGACAAAAGAUACAGAUGGAAAUUUCCAAUUCCUUAUAUUCUGGGUGACGAUUUGGAUCUGAACGCCAAGGGCUGCGUCCACCAGGCCUUUGAAAUGUAUCGUCUGAAGUCUUGCAUUGACUUCAAGCCCUAUGAGGGAGAGAAAACGUUCAUCAAGUUUGUAAAGAAAGGCGGGUGUUUCUCCAGCCUUGGUGACCAGCAGAAAGGCCAGAUUCUGUCUCUUGGGCCCGGCUGUGACCACAAGGCGGUGAUUGAACACGAGCUGCUCCACGCUCUGGGCUUUUACCACGAACAGUCCCGCACAGACAGGGACGACUACGUCGACAUCUGGCUGGAUCAGGUGACGCCGGGACUCGAAAACAACUUCAACAAGUACAACGACGACUACGUCACGGACCAAAACACGGCGUACGACUACGAGUCCGUCAUGCAUUACAGGCCCUUCUCCUUCAAUAAGAACACAUCCAUCCCCACAGUCACCACCAAAAUCCCGGAAUUCUACAACAUCAUUGGCCAGUACCUGGACUUCAGUCCGAUGGACACCCUCAGGCUCAACCGAAUGUACAACUGCUCUGCUCCCCUCACCCUGCUGGACCAGUGUGCCUUUGAGUCCCCCAGCAUUUGCGGGAUGAUCCAGGCCUCCACCGACAACGCCGACUGGGUCCAUACCAAGAGCAGUGCGGGUGCAGAGGAUCACACCCUCCUGGGAAAAUGCAGAGAUGCUGGCUACUUCAUGCACUUCAGCACCAUGACUGGGAAGCCGAUGGAGUCCGCACUGCUGGAAUCCCGAACCCUCUACCCCAAGAGGAAGCUUCAGUGUCUGCAGUUCUUCUACAAGAUGACCGGAAGCUACGAGGACAGGCUGGUGAUCUGGGUCAAGAUGGACGAUGGCACAGGGGCCGUUCGUAGAAUGAAGAAAAUACAAACCUUUUACGCGGACUCUGACGACACGUGGAAGCUCGCCCACGUCACGAUGGAGGUCGGAGUAAAAUUCCGCUAUUCCUUCCAAGCGGCGAGCGGCGCUCUCAAUGCCUCCGCCGGCGGCAUCUACAUCGACGACGUCAGCCUGACCGAGACACGGUGCCCCGACACCGUGUGGAGGAUCCAGAACUUCACCGGGAUCAUGGAAACGGCCAACGCCAGCACCGUUAUCGACAGCCCUCCUUUCUACAGCCCCGAAGGCUACGGCUACGGCGUCCGUGUCAUGCCGCUGUCGAGCUACACCGAUUACACCGGGAACUACGUGGGGCUGUACUUCCACCUGGUCAGCGGAGAGAACGACGUGGUGAUGCAGUGGCCGGCGGUAAACAGACAGGCCACCUUGGUGGUGAUGGACCAAGACCCAGACGUGAAGCAGAGGAUGUCGUCCGCGCGCAGCCUCACCACUGAUAUGAGAACGACAUCAGAUGGACAGCUGUUUUGGGACAAUCCAUCCAAGACGGGGACGUUUGACCCCUUCUGCGACUGCUACAGAAGCGAAUCGUGGGGCUGGAGGAACUUCAUCAAGCACUUUGACCUCAAGCGGCACAAUUACCUCAAGAACGACGACCUCUUCAUCUUCGUGGACUUUGAGGAUGUAACAUCACUGAUCAAAACAGAAGUUCCCAUUAAACCAGCGGAGUGAGGUCACACGGGAUCUCACAUCAUGAUGGACUGGAGCAUCCGAUGGAACAUCUGCAGCUGGGAUGUGGAGAACGGAAUGAUGAAAAUGAGGAACGACUGAAUGGAAUGGAAAAUAAACCACAUUUUUAUUAUUAUGUAAAGUUAUUAUAUUUAGUACAUAAUCAGUAAAUAAUGCAAUAAUGUGAAUGCAUGCUAUACUUUAAAAGAGCGUCAUA